This is a messenger RNA of Seminavis robusta, 2387 nucleotides long. Lineage: Eukaryota; Bacillariophyta; Bacillariophyceae; Naviculales; Naviculaceae. The record is from the annotation of a GenBank genome assembly.
CCACCAAGAAGACGCAUCCCAGCGAUGCAGCUUGCUUGGAUUCCAUAGUAGAGCCAUGUAUGAGUCAUACCCCUACGGUUGGUUUGGACAGCGACAUCAUUCUGGACUUGACAGAAACGUCAAAUCACCAUGGCAACAGCAACCAUAAUGAUGAUGGGCAGGCCAAGCCUAUUCUCGGAACCUCAAGUACAGCUUGUACAAGUCAAGAAAUGGUAAACGAAACGGUACAGGAACCAACUCUCACAACAGUGGCAGAAAAGGAACCCAAAAAGGACACUCCUCUGCGACCGCCAACUACUAAUACUACUAGUAUUAGUAGUAGGGCAGAAAAGGAAACUAAAAAGGACGCAACGUCAAACGAGAAGAGUGGGGAUCAUUACCAGCAGCAACCUAAGGACGAUGUCCGUGAAGAAGAAGAAGAUUCCGAUUUGAGAAUGACAACAACAACCUCCAACAACCACAGCACCUCGUUACAAGUGUCGGCACCAGCAGCACCAGCACCAGCAGAAUCCGAGCCAGGAGCAUUUGCACUAGGACCAGGAUCCCUCGGUCGUGAAAGUAGUUCGCAUGCCACUACGGUAGUGUACAACGACGACGACCAAGACCACGAUGACAACGAUGGUUCGGUCCUCAUCAGGAGCAGACAACCGUCCGUCGAGCCUGAACCAGAGUUGGUCACUGCCUUUAUUGUGGAGGAGGAGGAAGAGAGUAGUAGUAGCAGUAGUAGCAGUGAGCCGGGAACAAUAAAGGACUUGGAAGCUGUCAAGGAGACUAUUCGGCAGCAAGUACGAGAGGAAAUCAUGCAGGAUGUUGUGCAAGCAGAUCACGUCGAGGUGGCCCAACUAGCCCCGCAAGAUGAUGAUGAUGAUCCUGUCCAAAAUGCACAAGACGGAGCCGCCAAGAAAAACCAAAGGAUGAUGCUUCUAGCUGCCGGUGGUCUUGCAGUUCUUAUAUUACUCCUGGUCAUCGUCGUCAUCAUUUCAGCUGUUGUUAUUGCAGUGUCCAACAAUAAUAAGUCGUCGGAGGAGGAAGAAAAGGAAGAACAAGAAGCACAGACGUUGGUCGUCCCAAUAAGCACCAGUGCACCCACUCUGUCCUUUGACUUGGCGCUCAUUGAAGGAUUGCCAAAUUUCACAUUGGCAUCAUUCCAGGAUCAAACCUCCCCGCAAUCCAUGGCCUACCAAUGGGUAAGCAGUGACCCUGACAUCUCUUCCUACAGCAAUAGUAGACGUCUUCAAAGGUUUGCCCUGGCCACACUCUACUUUGCUACCCAAGGGGGCCAGUGGAAAGAUCAAAACUGGCUCCAUUAUGGGGUGGAGAAAAAUGAGUGCACAUGGUUCACAAGGGACGAUGACGAGCAGUAUCCUGAGUAUUCAUCCCAAUACAAUCUAAAUCCUUGUUCCAAUGACAUGGAGUACAUGUUCCUCACACCAUGGGACAAUGGCUUGGCUGGGACUCUACCACCAGAGUUGAGUCUGUUAACGAAACUACAGAUCAUGGACUUGUCAGCCGAUCCAAUAGCUGGAACCAUCCCAACAGAGUUUGGCCUUUUAACUGAUCUGCGACAGCUCUGGUUUUCUGACGCGCUGUUGACAGGGACAGUCCCAACAGAGAUAUUCUCUUUGACAAAACUGGAGGUUUGGGGGGCGCACACAAACCGCUUCACUGGCGGGAUUCCCACAGAAGUUGCCCUGCUUACAAGAUUGGAGAGGCUUUUCUUGUACGGUACAGAGUUGGGGGGGCCAAUUCCAUCCGAAAUUGGAAUGCUUUCUCAACUCGCCGAAGCCCACUUGGAUGCCAACCAAUUGACGUCAACCAUACCCACCGAGUUGGGAUUGGCAACAUCUCUCAAAGAUUUCUUUGCAUAUGAAAACAAACUCACAGGCCCACUGCCAUCAGAACUGGGCCAGCUGCAGGGUUUGGAUGGAUUGCUUCUGCAUUCGAAUCAGUUGACAUCGACCAUCCCGAGUGAACUGCAAGGGCUGCCCUUUCUUUCCCAUUUGGAAUUAGAUGACAACUUUUUGGAAGGAAAUGUGGACAACAUGAGUUUUGCUAGCCAACAGUUCAUGACUUUUCAUAUCCAUGGGAACAGCAUGUUAACUGGAACGAUUCCCAUGGGGCUUUGCAUGCUGGAAGAUGCUCUUGAGUUUGACUGUACACCCGGGCAUCUCUGUGGCUGCUCUUCCUGUGAUUGUGAUCUGUUUGAUAAUUCUACCGCCCCGGCACCAACAGGGAAUGCCACUGAUGAGGAUCUGUCUGUUUAAUUUAUUUAUUAUUCUGCCAACAUGGCAUGUGACUUGGAUGGCACCUUAAUUUGAACCAGCGCAGCACGGGAACAAUAGUAAUCCCAGGAAUAACCACAACUAGUGUAUAGUGAGGACCCAUCA